AUGGAAGAGGAAGGCAAAGAGGCUCUGUGGCUAUUGUUGAAACCGCAAAGAUUUCCAAGGCCUUUCAGUUGCAUUGUUAUGGUUGCAGUCUAUUAUCCUCCAGGUAAAGCGGCUACAAAUGAGAUAACUAUGAUUGAUUAUCUUACUAAUGGAAUCGACUUCAUUCUACAAAGCUAUCCCUCUGCUGGAAUUAUAAUCGCUGGAGACUUUAACAAAAUGAAAUUAGGAACAUUAUGUAAUUGUUUUGAUUUGAGGAAAAUUGUUAAGAAACCAACUCUCCAGAACAAUACUUUAGAUCAGAUGAUGACUAAUAUGUCGCCACUGUUUCAAGAAGUGCAACAUCUUCCUCCCUUAGGUCGAUCGGAUCACCAAUGCCUUCUUUUGAAUCCAAAACAUCGGACGAGUACACGCCCAAUAACUAAAACAUUUCGAUCGAUGAAACGUUCAAACAUAAUAGCUCUCGAGCUAAGACUAAGCAGAACUGUCUGGGAUGCAGUAUACGAAGCAGAAGACAUAGAUGACAAAGUCUCAAUUUUCAAUGGAGUUAUUAGUCAAGCUCCAGACGGAUGUAUGCCUCUGAAAUCCAUACGCCUACAUCCCACGGAUAAACCUUGGAUGACUCCGAAUAUUAAAGCAAAGAUUAAGCUUAGACAACGGGAUUUAACUCGUGGCAACAUGUCCCAGUAUAAUCUGCUAAGAGCACAAGUAGAAGAUAUGAUUAGGAAAGCCAAAUCAAAUUACCAUCAAAAUAAAGCUAAAACAUUCCGCACAUCUGACCCUGCGAAAUGGUACAAAGCAAUUUAUAAUCUGUCCGGAGUAAGUAGUCAGCAUGAAAGCCUAACUGUAAACUCCAUGGGUAGCAAGGCCGCUUUAGCAGAAGAAUUUCAAAUAUCCUUUACUGAACCAUGGAAAGACCUAAGUAUUCCCCAACUAGAUGAAGUUGAGUCACUUCUCAAAAACUUUCCUCCCCUCUACCUAGUAUUGGCCAGAUUAAGAGCGUCCUAA
Messenger RNA from Paramuricea clavata, 1005 nucleotides. NCBI's taxonomy places the organism in Eukaryota, Metazoa, Cnidaria, Anthozoa, Malacalcyonacea, Plexauridae. The record is from the annotation of a GenBank genome assembly.